This is a messenger RNA of Hippopotamus amphibius kiboko, 249 nucleotides long. Its product is annotated as 60S ribosomal protein L39-like. Gene Ontology annotation, molecular function: structural constituent of ribosome. The record is from RefSeq and is a predicted model, not a curated record. The transcript has a single exon. Gene Ontology annotation, biological process: translation. Lineage: Eukaryota; Metazoa; Chordata; Mammalia; Artiodactyla; Hippopotamidae. Bases 1 to 249 code for a protein of 82 amino acids. Gene Ontology annotation, cellular component: ribosome; cytosolic large ribosomal subunit.
AUGUCUUGUCAAAAGACAUUCAGGAUCAAGCGAUUCCUAGCCAAGAAACAAAAGCAAAAUCGUCCCAUUACCCAGUGGAUUCCAAUGGAAAUUGGUAAUAAAAUCAGGUACAACUCCAAGAGAAGACAUUGGAGAAGAACCAAGUUGGGUCUACAAGGGGCCCUGCAUAUGAGGUGGCGCGCAUAUUUAUUCUGUGUCAGGGUCACUUGCAUCUUACCAUACCACUCUGAAAACAUCACUACUAUCUGA